Coregonus clupeaformis (lake whitefish) is the source of this 3065-nucleotide messenger RNA. Its product is annotated as rho GTPase-activating protein 8-like. The transcript is spliced from 14 exons. Bases 403 to 1686 code for a protein of 427 amino acids. Gene Ontology annotation, biological process: negative regulation of endocytic recycling; small GTPase-mediated signal transduction. The record is from RefSeq and is a predicted model, not a curated record. Gene Ontology annotation, cellular component: cytoplasm. Gene Ontology annotation, molecular function: GTPase activator activity. NCBI's taxonomy places the organism in Eukaryota, Metazoa, Chordata, Actinopteri, Salmoniformes, Salmonidae.
ACGUUCUUGUUGCCUAAGGAUAAAGUGAAAGAUUUACUUUCUUUUAGACAUUCACUUUCUUGUAAUCAGGGGAGAAGAAAGAUAUAACAACCGAGGACUUACUUUCGUUUUCUUUCAUUCCAAUAUUAUUCAUAUCGGACUACUCGUUUGAUUGAAUGCCCAAAGAGGGACUCCGUUUGAGCAUGCGCGUUACACUGUCAGCAUGGAGUUGAGGAAGUUUUGCAGUCAGAGGCACCUGAGCGUCAAAUGUAGCUUAUUCAAACCACUACGGGAACGUUUUUACUGAUGAACCACCAGAAACUGUAAACGGACAUUUCUUGAGAACGAAGUAAGCAUCGCCAAGAACAGUGUUGACAGUGUUGACAGUGUUGACAGUGGGAGGUGAAAGUGAAAAACUGUUCAAUGGCGAUGAUCUCGGCUACUGAUCUGGAGCAGCUGGCUGAAAUAGAGCUGCAGAAGGAGGACGUUGAGGAACAGGGUCGUCAUGGGUACCGUCCGGAUCGCCCUCCAGCCCCGCGUAGAGUCAGCGUCUGCCAGGACACCUCUCACCCCUACUAUGAUGUGGCUCGACACGGGAUCCUUCAAGUCACAGGUGAUGAUAACUAUGGCAGGAAGCUGGUUAUCUUCAGUAGCUGCCUGAUGCCCCCCUCCCAUCAGCUCAACCACCACCACCUACUGGAGUAUCUGAAGUACUCUCUGGACCAGUAUGUAGAGAGCGAUUAUACAGUAGUGUAUUUCCAUCAUGGUCUCCGCAGCAGCAACAAGCCCUCACUACGCUGGCUACGAGACGCAUACAGAGAGUUUGACAGGAAGUACAAGAAGAACCUGAAAGCCCUCUAUGUCGUCCAUCCUACUAAUUUUAUCAGAAUCAUCUGGAAUAUAUUCCAACCACUCAUCAGUCACAAGUUUGGUAAGAAGCUGAUCUAUGUGAACUACCUGGCAGAGCUCAGAGACCACCUGAACUGUGAUCAGCUUCUCAUCCCACCUGAUGUCCUCAGCCAUGAUGAGAGGCUGCAGGUGGCCCAGAAGGGAGGUCUGCACCCCUCAUCUAAGACUCCUCCCCCCAGACCUCCUCUCCCCACUCAGCAGUUUGGAGUCAGCCUGCAAUAUAUUCGUGGGAAGAACCAGGGUGUGAUGAUUCCUCCUGUGAUGUCCCAGACUGUGUCUUAUCUCAAAGACAACGGCCUCCAGACAGAAGGUAUCUUCAGGAGGUCAGCUCGGGUUCAGCUCAUCAAAGACGUCCAGAAGCUCUACAACCAGGGGAAACCAGUGGUGUUCCAGCAGUAUGGGGACGUCCAUGUUCCUGCUGUCAUCCUGAAGACCUUCCUCAGAGAGCUACCUGAGCCCCUGCUCACCUUCCCCCUCUACCACCAGAUACAGGACAUAGUCCGAGUGGAGAGCAGUCUACGAGUGACAGCAUGUAAACACAUCCUAGAGAAUCUACCAGAACACAACUACAUGGUGUUGAAGUACCUGCUCUGUUUCCUGAACAUAGUCUCUCAGCACAGUAUCGUCAACAAGAUGUCUCCCUCCAACCUGGCCUGUGUGUUUGGUGUCAAUCUGUCCUGGCCUUCUCAGGGCUCUGUCUCUCUGACAGCUCUGACGCCGCUCAACAUCUUCACCGAGAUCCUUAUAGAACAUUACCAUACAGUCUUCAGCUCCCGCUGCCCACGGGUAAUGCCCUGAUCGCCAGCACAGCACACCACCGUGAGGACGCGCGCCACUGCACAGCACACCGUGGACUCGUCGCCGUAUACCGUCUUCUGCCCCGUAGCGGUAACAACCUGAUUGCACGGGCGGCACCACCUCACAACGUCUUCAGUCCUACUCUGAUCGUACACAACGACACGCUACUCAACCCAACAGAACAGGAACACCACGCUACUCAACCCAACAGAACAGGAACACCACGCUACUCAGCCCAACAGAACAGGAACACCACGCUACUCAACCCAACAGAACAGGAACACCACGCUACUCAACCCAACAGAACAGGAACACCACGCUACUCAGCCCAACAGAACAGGAACACCACGCUACUCAACCCAACAGAACAGGAACACCACGCUACUCAACCCAACAGAACAGGAACACCACGCUACUCAACCCAACAGAACAGGAACACCACGCUACUCAACCCAACAGAACAGGAACACCACGCUACUCAACCCAACAGAACAGGAACACCACGCUACUCAACCCAACAGAACAGGAACACCACGCUACUCAACCCAACAGAACAGGAACACCACGCUACUCAACCCAACAGAACAGGAACACCACGCUACUCAACCCAACAGAACAGGAACACCACGCUACUCAACCCAACAGAACCGGAACACCACGCUACUCAACCCAACAGAACCGGAACACCACGCUACUCAACCCAACAGAACAGGAACACCACGCUACUCAACCCAACAGAACAGGAACACCACGCUACUCAACCCAACAGAACCGGAACACCACGCUACUCAACCCAACAGAACCGGAACGCCACGCUACUCAACCCAACAGAACAGGAACACCACGCUACUCAACCCAACAGAACAGGAACACCACGCUACUCAACCCAACAGAACAGGAACACCACGCUACUCAACCCAACAGAACCGGAACGCUGUGAUAUACUGGGAUUGUCUACUGGGAGGACCUGUUUGAGGAGAGUCCAAUCACCUUUGGCUCCUGAAACAAGAUGGCUCCCAGAAUCAACCUUUUUUUUUUUCUCCAAUGCAUCAUCCAGGUUGUUGCUACAUGAGGAGAGGAGUUGGAGCUUCACAGUCAUAACAAAGCAUAGCGCCACAAAGUACAAAGUAGAACUUUUUUUAGUUUCUUGUGUGUUCUGUUAAAUGUCUGCUCAGCCCACAUGCCCACACACUCUGUAUACAGUAUGUGAUGUAUAUAAUAACUAUAUAUUCAUACUAUCACUCACAUUCCAUGGAAUGCCCACCGGCCUCAUAUGAUGUGCUAGAAUGCUUUAUCUGGCUUUUCAAUGAUAGAAGGAACAGACGUUCACUUUUAUUCGAUACAAUUUGAUUCAAUAAAAUUCAACUUAUUACAUGGAA